Messenger RNA from Ruditapes philippinarum (Manila clam), 1053 nucleotides. RefSeq names its product trypsin I-P38-like. Lineage: Eukaryota; Metazoa; Mollusca; Bivalvia; Venerida; Veneridae. Bases 104 to 1012 code for a protein of 302 amino acids. Gene Ontology annotation, biological process: proteolysis. The record is from RefSeq and is a predicted model, not a curated record. The transcript has 6 exons. Gene Ontology annotation, molecular function: serine-type endopeptidase activity.
AUUAUUUCCUUUUGCCUUCCGAGGACCAACAAGAUACAUCACAAUUCUUUAACACGGAAGUGUGUUUCUUUUUUCCUUUUUCUGUAAAAAGUGCCUGACUUAGAUGGUUAUGAACCUUUUCUAUGCUUUGUGCAUUCUAUUGCACGUUGCUGUAGCAUACCCAAAUGAUAUGGUCCGCGAGAGGCGAAUAGUUGGUGGUCAGACGAUGAAGAGAGGAGAAUGGCCCUUCUUGGCCUCCUUACAUUAUCUGAAGCCGUUUCCAUUCACACGUAAAACCCACAUGAAACAUCUUUGUGGAGGAGCCCUGAUUCAUCCCCAAUGGAUACUGACAGCUGGACAUUGUGUUGGAUUUUUCGAGGAAUUGGCCGUGGAAGACAAUUGGAACGUUGUUCUUGGGGAACACAAUCAAUAUCUAAGGGAUCUCGAGGAGCAAAUAAUCAAACCAGAAAGCUUCUUCCUACACCCUGGCUUCCUACCACACGUGACAAAUACUUUACAGAAUGACAUUGCGCUUAUCAAGCUGACGGAAGAAGCGAAAUUAACAGCGUAUGUCGGAGUUAUCCCUUUAUCUAACACUAGCAGUAUUAAAGACGAUACAGAAUGUCAGAUUGGAGGCUGGGGGCAGCUGGCUAGUGAUCCUUACGGCUGGGGUAUGUAUAUACCUCUCAAAACCACGCUGUACGUGAUCAACAAUAACACGUGCGAUGAGGUAUACAAGAAGCUCGAGUACAAUGAUGAUGAUAUACACAUGGUUAUUGACCACACAGUGCUAUGUGCCGGAAUUCCGGAAUAUAUGCAGACACAAAACCAAAAUGAUAACAACGGGAAUCCGGACGCAUGCAACGGUGAUUCAGGAUCUCCACUUUUGUGUCCAACAGGUCCCGGCGGAGAAUUUGAGGUUGCCGGAAUCGUAUCCGCCGGCAAAGGGUGUGGCACUGGUGUUUACCCCGGAAUUUACGCAAACACCGCACACUACGUUAACUGGAUCAGAGAGGUCAUGGAAAAUAACUGAAAUCGGUCAUUGUCUAUCUAAUAAUAUAUCUAAUUAUCUAU